Molecule: messenger RNA, 1602 nt
Organism: Penicillium macrosclerotiorum
Lineage: Eukaryota; Fungi; Ascomycota; Eurotiomycetes; Eurotiales; Aspergillaceae
Product: sugar porter family MFS transporter
Exons: 4
Coding region: 1-1602 (533 amino acids)
Biological process (GO): transmembrane transport; carbohydrate transport
Cellular component (GO): membrane
Molecular function (GO): carbohydrate:proton symporter activity
Source: RefSeq, a predicted model, not a curated record
AUGGGUGGUAUCCUUCACCUGGUCGAGGACCGACCGACCCCUCCCUCGGUCUACAACUGGCGGGUUUACGUGCUCGCCCUCAUUGCAUCAUGCGGCUCUAACAUGAUCGGUUAUACGAGUGCUUUCAUCGGCACAACGGUUACGCUCACCUCCUUCAAGGAAGAGUUUGGUCUACAGAAGAUGACAUCGGCCGAACGGUCCUUAAUCAGCGAGAACAUCGUCUCCCUUUUCAUUGCCGGUGCGUUUUUCGGUGCGCUCGGUACCUAUUUCCUGAGCCACUGGGUGGGACGCAAGUGGUGUUUGGCUAUCGCCUCCGCAAUCUUCUCUCUGGGAGCGGGUUUACAGUGUGGUGCCAACUCUUCUCGGGGACUCGGAAUCCUAUACGCUGGCCGUGUUCUCUCGGGACUGGGCACCGGUGUUGCCUCGAACAUCAUUCCCAUCUACCUCUCCGAGCUUGCACCUCCCGCGAUUCGAGGCCGUUUAGUCGGUCUGUAUGAACUUGGUUGGCAGAUUGGUGGCCUCGUCGGCUUCUGGAUUAACUAUGGUGUCGAAUUGCAUGUUGCCAUUAGCCGCAAACAGUGGAUUAUCCCCUUUGCCAUUCAACUGAUUCCUGCUGGUUUGCUCUUCGCUGGCUCUAUUUGGAUUCGGGAGUCUCCUCGCUGGCUCUUUCUCCAUGAUCAACGCAAGAAGGCGAUGGAGAACCUAUGCUGGAUUCGUCAAUGCCAGGCUACCGACAUCUAUAUCACCGAGGAAGUUGCUGCCAUUGACCAGGCACAUGAGGCCCAGAAGACCGUCGUCGGUCUCGGCCUUUGGAAGCCCUUCCAGGCCCUUGCCAAGCGCCCCAACAUGCAGUGGCGUCUUUUCUUGGGAUGUAUGCUCUUCUUCUGGCAGAAUGGAUCCGGUAUCAAUGCCAUCAACUACUAUUCCCCUACCAUCUUCUCGAGCAUUGGUGUUUCAAACGUGAACGUCAUGACUGGAAUCUUUGGUGUCAUUAAGGCCGUUAUGACUUUUGUGUGGUUGCUUUUCCUGGUUGAUCAACUGGGACGCCGCAAGCUUCUCCUCAUCGGUGGUAUCACUGGUUCCAUCUGCAUGUGGAUCAUUGGCGCCUACAUCUACGUUGUUGAGCCUGAGAAGAACCCUUCGGACACUCUCCAGCCGACUGGCAUCAUGGCCAUCGUCUUCUUUUACCUCUGGACUGCUGUGUACACACCCACUUGGAAUGGUACUCCGUGGGUCAUCAACUCCGAAUUUUUCGACCCCAACUUCCGUUCCAUGGCCCAGGCCUUCACCACCAGCAGCAACUGGCUUUUCAACUUCCUUGUCUCACGUUUCACUGAGCAAAUGUUCGAGGCUAUGGGCUAUGGCGUAUACUUCUUCUUCGCCUCCUUGUCCUUCCUUGCAUUCUUCUUCGCCUUCUUCCUGAUUCCCGAGACCAGUGGUAUCCCUCUGGAGAAGGUUGAGCGUCUGUUCCGGGUCAAGCCUAUCUGGCGCGCGAACAAGAUCAUCAAGGCCGAAUUGAAGGAGGAGGAGGAGCAAUUCCGAUUUGAGAUCAAAGAUGGUGCCGUCCACCAAGAGAACCGAGAGGAGUCUGAUGAGCCUUAA